Molecule: messenger RNA, 990 nt
Organism: Rhinocladiella mackenziei CBS 650.93
Lineage: Eukaryota; Fungi; Ascomycota; Eurotiomycetes; Chaetothyriales; Herpotrichiellaceae
Exons: 3
Coding region: 1-990 (329 amino acids)
Molecular function (GO): RNA binding
Source: RefSeq, a predicted model, not a curated record
AUGUCGACCACCGUUCAUGUCAAGGGCAUCUCGCAUGAGACGACUGAAAAGGAGGUUAGGGACUUCUUCAGCUUUUGCGGCAAGAUCAACUCCAUUUCUGUUACUCCAGAGUCGGAUGCUGCAGAUGCCCCAAGGUCUGCCACUGUAACUUUCGAGAAGGAGACCGCGGCCAAAACUGCCCUCCUUCUCGACAACACUCAGCUGGGAAAGUCCCAAGUCCACGUUUCCACCGCGAGCACCAUUGACGAUGUCGCAUCCAAAGCAGGGGCCGCUGUUGCAUCUGCCACCGGGGACGACCAUAUUGCUCAAGAAGACAAGCCUCGGUCAAGGAUUGUCGCCGAAUAUCUCGCUCACGGUUACACUCUCUCAGACCAUGUUAUCUCCAAAGCCAUCGUAUUGGACAACAAGCACGGUUUCAGCACGAGAUUUACCAAUGCGUUAGCAAGCUUUGAUAAUAAAUACAAGGCCACCGACACAGCCAAAUCCAUGGACAGUAAAUACGGUGUCACAGACAAGGCUAUGAGCGCCUGGGGUGGGUUGAAUACUUACUUUGAGAAGGCUCUGGGGACACCUACUGGUCAAAGAGUCAGGCGGUUCUAUCUCCAAGGCGACAAGCAAGUCAGAGAUGUCCACAACGAAGCCAGACGACUCGCAGACCUCAAGGCAGGAAAGAAGCACGAAGCUGAACCGGUCCCUGGAACCGACAAGACCGUUUGCAAGUGUGGUGGCUCCGAAGGCGUUUGCGGUUGUGCCCCAGGCCAUUGCAGCUGUGCCAACUGUGCCAAAAGCGAUACCGGUGCCAAUCAACCAGAACCAGUCCAAGGCACCGACAAGACAGUGUGCAAGUGUGGUGGUUCCGAACCAUCAUGUCCCUGCCCGCCAGGUCAUUGCGCUUGUGCCAAUUGUGCAAAGAGCAGCGCCGCAGCAACAACCGAAGCCAAGGAGGCGGCUCAGGCCAGCGGGCAACAAUUGCCAGCUGGUAGUGUCUGA